AGCAAUGUACCUUGAAUGAUUCCUGAGUAUGGAAUGUAUUUUAUAGUGUCUAAAUUUUCAAUGGUUUUCUAUACAGGUCGUGUCAGGCUCUUGCUGUCCAAGGGUCACUCCUGCUACCGCCCUCGUCGUGAUGGUGAGAGGAAGAGGAAGUCAGUCCGUGGAUGCAUUGUCGACUCCAACCUCAGUGUGCUGUCACUCGUUGUUGUCCGCAAGGGUGAACAGGAAAUUCCCGGCCUGACCGACAAAUCCAUUCCCCGUCGCCUGGGACCCAAGAGGGCCAGCAAGAUCCGUAAGCUGUUCAACUUGACCAACAAGGAUGAUGUCCGUCACUACGUUAUCAAGAGGCCUCUUCCCUUGAAGGAAGGCAAGAAGCAGCAGUUCAAGUCCCCCAAGAUCCAGCGUCUCAUUACUCCCCUCACUCUCCAGCGCAAGAGACACCUGCUGGCUCUGAAGAAGAAGCGUUGCCUGAAGCGCAAGGAACAGGCCGCUGACUACGCCAAGUUGUUGGCUCAGCGCCAAAAGGAGGCUAAGGUCCGCAAGCAGGAGGAGAUCAAGAGAAGGCGGUCAGCUUCCAUGAGGGACUCAAAAUCCUCAGCACAGAGUGGCCCAACUGCUGCCAAGAAGUGAUUAUUCUAAAUCUAGAAACUAAUAAACAAAAAAAAAAGUGAAA
Messenger RNA from Thrips palmi, 670 nucleotides. RefSeq names its product 40S ribosomal protein S6 (gene RpS6). Gene Ontology annotation, biological process: translation. The transcript is spliced from 3 exons. The record is from RefSeq and is a predicted model, not a curated record. NCBI's taxonomy places the organism in Eukaryota, Metazoa, Arthropoda, Insecta, Thysanoptera, Thripidae. Bases 16 to 627 code for a protein of 203 amino acids. Gene Ontology annotation, cellular component: ribosome. Gene Ontology annotation, molecular function: structural constituent of ribosome.